Molecule: messenger RNA, 943 nt
Organism: Trichoderma harzianum CBS 226.95
Lineage: Eukaryota; Fungi; Ascomycota; Sordariomycetes; Hypocreales; Hypocreaceae
Exons: 3
Coding region: 1-750 (249 amino acids)
Source: RefSeq, a predicted model, not a curated record
AUGACUGCUAAUGAUGUACAUUACGAAGAACAUAUAGCACAAAAUGGCUGGUCUUCUUUACCAUUAGACCCAAGUCAAUUAUGGGGUGGCAAACCAUUCAGAAACAUCCCUGGACCCAUUCUCGUGGAUGACAUCAAGUUUCCUGAGGACCCCAUUGCUGUCGAAGUUCAAAAGUAUGCAAAGGAAAUGCUACCUAUGCAAACUUUCAAUCACUCUAUGAGGGUAUUCUAUUUUGCAUCUGCUAUUGUCAUGCAGCAGUUUCCAAAAGAGUCGGAGACUUUCAACUUUUCAACUCUUGCUUUAGCUUCUCUUUUACACGACAUCGGCACAACUGAUGACAAUCUAUCUAGUACUCACAUGUCGUUUGAGUUUUACGGGGGUUACAAAGCUCUUAGUCUCCUCUUAGCACUCGGCGCAUCAAAGGACCAGGCUGAAGCAGUUGCUGAGACAAUUAUCCGGCACCAGGACCUUGGCACUGCGGGUAAUAUUACUUUCUUAGGCCAAGUCAUACAAUUGGCUACAAUUUACGACAACGUCAGCGACCACCCAUAUCUAAAGAAUAUUACGGAGCUUAUCCAUAUCGACACGCUUCAAGAUGUUAUUCGAGCAUUCCCUCGCCAGCAUUGGCUUGGAUGCUUUGCGGGAACGAUUGAGCGCGAAGAAUCGCUUAAGCCAUGGUGUCACAGCACUCAUAUACCCGAUUUCGCUCAGGCAGUCCUCAACAACACCUUUAUGCAGCCAUAUGAGUGAUAAAAGCCUCUCUUCAUGUCACCACAAUGAGAGAGCCCAACCGAUCAUCAGCUACUGUAUGCUCAUCAGUUUCGCCAUGCAUCAAAAGACAUCUGAAUUGUGGCUGAGAAGAAAUUCCGGUGCAUAUUAAUAGUAUUCAAAUCAUUAUGUUUAUUAACCCAACUAAAGCAUUUUUAAAUAGUGACAAUUUUGU